AAGAAUACGACUGAACGAGACAGAAACUCCUUCUUACAAGACAAACUCUCUCUCUCUGAAACUGAAAGAAAAACGCUGAACGUGCAAUAAUCACAAAUUCACAAAUAAUCGGUGAAUGGAUAACCUAAUUUCUUUGGUGAACAAAAUCCAGAGGGCUUGCACGGCUUUAGGCGAUCAUGGCGAAGCAAGUGCGUUGCCCACUCUCUGGGACUCUCUCCCCGCCAUAGCCGUCGUCGGUGGCCAGAGCUCUGGAAAGUCUUCAGUGCUUGAAAGUGUCGUUGGCAAGGACUUCUUACCUCGUGGAUCGGGAAUUGUUACCCGGCGACCCCUUGUUUUGCAGCUUCACAAGAUUGAGGAGGGUGGCAGAGAGUAUGCUGAAUUUCUUCACCUUCCAAGGAAGAGGUUCACCGAUUUCGCUGCUGUGAGAAAGGAAAUUCAAGAUGAAACCGAUAGGGAGACUGGACGAACAAAACAGAUUUCAAGUGUCCCCAUUCAUCUUAGUAUAUAUUCUCCCAAUGUUGUUAACUUGACACUCAUUGAUCUUCCUGGCCUUACAAAGGUAGCUGUAGAGGGUCAACCAGAUAGCAUAGUCCAAGAUAUUGAGAAUAUGGUUCGAUCCUACAUUGAGAAGCCAAACUGUAUAAUUUUGGCAAUUACACCAGCCAAUCAAGAUCUUGCAACAUCCGAUGCAAUUAAAAUAUCCCGUGAAGUGGAUCCCACCGGAGAAAGAACAUUUGGAGUCUUGACAAAGAUUGAUCUUAUGGACAAGGGUACUGAUGCUGUGGAUAUGUUGGAAGGGAGAGCUUAUAGAUUAAAAUAUCCCUGGGUUGGUGUUGUCAAUAGAUCGCAAGCUGAUAUUAAUAAGAACGUUGACAUGAUUGCUGCUAGACGUAGAGAACGUGAAUAUUUUUCUAAUACCCCUGAAUAUAAGCACCUUGCUCACAGAAUGGGUUCUGAGCAUCUAGCAAAGAUGCUUUCAAAGCAAUUGGAGGCAGUAAUCAAGUCCAAAAUUCCUGCUAUUCAGUCUCUUAUUAGUAAAACAAUUGCUGAACUUGAAGCUGAACUGAGUCGUCUGGGAAAGCCUAUUGCAGCUGAUGAAGGGGGAAAGCUGUAUUCUAUCAUGGAAAUAUGCCGCUCAUUUGAUCAAAUAUUCAAAGAACAUCUUGAUGGCGUGCGACCUGGAGGUGAUAGAAUUUAUAAUGUCUUUGACAAUCAGCUGCCUGCUGCUUUAAAAAGGCUGCAGUUUGAUAAACAACUUUCAAUGGAAAAUAUAAGAAAACGUAUUACAGAGGCUGAUGGGUAUCAACCUCAUCUGAUAGCUCCAGAACAAGGAUACCGCCAUCUCAUUGAAUCUUCUCUAAUUACUAUCAGGGGUCCAGCUGAGGCAGCUGUUGAUGCGGUUCACUCCCUAUUAAAAGAUUUAGUUCACAAAGCUAUUAGCGAGACUCUGGACUUAAAGCAAUAUCCUGGUCUACGUGUUGAAGUUGGGAAUGCAGCCAUCGAUUCAUUAGAAAAAACUAGGGAGGAAAGCAAAAAAGCAGCGCUACAGCUAGUUGAUAUGGAGUGUGGCUAUUUGACGGUUGAUUUCUUCCGAAAGAUUCCUCAAGAUGUUGACAAGGGUGGCAAUCCCACACAUUCAAUUUUUGAUAGAUAUAACGAUUCAUAUCUUAGGCGAAUUGGAACCAAUGUUCUGUCUUAUGUCAAUAUGGUCUGUGCAAGUCUUCGGCAUUCAAUUCCCAAGUCAAUUGUCUAUUGUCAAGUGCGGGAAGCCAAACGGGGCCUUCUCGAUCACUUCUUCACUGAACUAGGCAAAUUUGAGCCCAAGCGUUUGUCCUCAUUGCUGAAUGAGGAUCCUGCAAUAAUGGAAAGACGAAGUGCUCUUGCAAAGAGGCUUGAGUUAUAUCGGAGUGCACAAGCUGAGAUCGAUGCAGUUGCAUGGUCUAAGUAGAAGUAGAUGUGCAUGCUGCAUCUAUUAGCGAUAGAUAUUAUUUUCAUUGCCAUCUUUAAUUAAAAUGAGAUGAUUUCAAUCAAUGUCUUCUCACGCCCUUUGUACAUAUUUCAUUUCUGUAAUUCUAUUUAACUCAUUCUUGCUUUUAAAAUAAAUCUUCCAAAUAUGAAACAAAAUUACUUAGCAGAUCAAAACAAAUAAUGCUAAUAAUUCCUUCAAUAAA
Messenger RNA from Vigna unguiculata (cowpea), 2171 nucleotides. RefSeq names its product dynamin-related protein 5A-like. Gene Ontology annotation, molecular function: GTPase activity; GTP binding; microtubule binding. Lineage: Eukaryota; Viridiplantae; Streptophyta; Magnoliopsida; Fabales; Fabaceae. Gene Ontology annotation, cellular component: microtubule; plasma membrane; cytoplasm. The record is from RefSeq and is a predicted model, not a curated record. Gene Ontology annotation, biological process: receptor-mediated endocytosis.